AUGCCGGUGGCGCAGCUCGGAGGGGACAACAGGGGCAGGGCCACCGCCGACCUCACCCCCGACGCGCGGGCCUCGUCCCGCAAGCCACGCCGCCGCCACAGGAAGUCCGCCGCCGCCACCGCCGCGGCCGCCGCCCUCGUCGCCGCAUCGCCAUCGCCCUCCCCGACGACCCCGAGCCCGAUGCAGCGCCUCUUCGACACCAGCAAAGAGGUCUUCUCCGAAUCCGCCCCGGGCUUCGUGCCGCCGCCCCAAGCCGUCGCGCGCCUCGCCGCCAUCCUCAAUGAUUUGAAACCACGCGAUGUCGGCAUAGACCCAAGUCUGCCAUGUUUCAGGCACACCGAGUCUAAAGGGCCUCCCUCAGUCACGUAUCUACAUUUCUACGAUUGCUCCAAGUUUUCGUUUGGUAUCUUCUGUUUACCCAAGUCGGCAGUCAUUCCUCUCCACAACCAUCCUGGGAUGACCGUCUUUAGCAAGAUGCUCUUUGGUUCCAUGCACCUCAAGUCAUAUGACUGGGCUACAAGUAGCCCAGAGAAUGAUUGUAAUACACUCACGACCUCCUCAGAUGGGGCUCGUUUAGCAAAGAUAAAUACGGAUGCUGUUGUUGAUGCUUCAGCGGAGACUAUAGUUCUCUAUCCUGAGAAUGGAGGCAAUUUGCACUGUUUCACGGCGCUAACCCCUUGUGCGGUGCUUGACGUGAUGGGACCCCCGUAUAGCAGCGCUGAUGGAAGGGAUUGUGCGUACUACGACGAGUCCGCGUAUUCAGAUACUGGUGGAGAAAUGCGGUAUUCCUGGCUCAAAGAGAUCCCUAGCACGUUCGAGAUGAAAGGUGUACAGAUGCGACAGCGGUUUACCGUCUAGAAAUGACUCAUGAUGUGCGUUGGGUCGUCGCGGGGCGAAACAACAGUUCCCACUGAACCGCUCCUCUAGCUUUGUAGAUACAUGUAACUGCAAAGGCAGGCCACACUGGCUCAGGCUAGCAACACUUUCUAUACCCUUCUUUCUGCUUAUUUUGGUCAGGGCUGAAACAAUCUCAUGUGACGACGACUCUGCUUCUCUUGCGUGAUUUCGAUGGGUAUACGGUUCCGGGGGCAUGAUCACUCUUGUUUCCCUGUACGUGUUGUAUGCUGCAGGCGUUUUUUGAGGGUGACCAUGUACCAAAUUCAGAGGGUUGUUUGAUCGGCUUGCCUGACUUGUUGGUCCUGGUUAUUGAUAUGUUUCAAGGCCA
This is a messenger RNA of Lolium rigidum, 1225 nucleotides long. Its product is annotated as plant cysteine oxidase 2-like. The transcript has 5 exons. The coding region runs from base 1 to 858 and encodes 285 amino acids. Gene Ontology annotation, molecular function: oxidoreductase activity, acting on single donors with incorporation of molecular oxygen, incorporation of two atoms of oxygen. The record is from RefSeq and is a predicted model, not a curated record. NCBI's taxonomy places the organism in Eukaryota, Viridiplantae, Streptophyta, Magnoliopsida, Poales, Poaceae.